CGCGAGUUCGGACGGCAGUGGGAGCCGGGCUGCUGGUACCGGUUUGAGUCUAACCGACACCGUCAUGGCAGCUUUCUGACCCCCAGAGGAAGCCGCGGAAAUGAGGAGGAGCCUGGCCCCCAGUCAGCUGGCUAAACGCAGAGCGGCCGGAGAGGACGGCGGCCCGCCUGGAAGCACCGAGAAGAGGAGGAGGUUGGAGGAGCUGAGAGAGAUCCACGUUUCUCCCCACAGGAAGCCGCUCAGACCCAUCAUCAACUGGCCUGUGGAAGUAGACAAACAUGAGGCCUUUAUUCGGAAUAUUCUCUCCAAACCCUUUAAAGUUCCUAUUCCCAACUACUCAGGUCCACUGGGAAGCAGAGCACUUGGUCUGAGACAUGCAGGAGUUAGGAAGGCGCUCCAUGAUCCCUUCGCAGAAGAUGCUUUGGUUCUUUAUGAGCCUCCAGCUCUCGGCGCUCAUGAGCUGAUCAAAGCUGACAAAGAGAAGCUCCCGGUCCACGUUGUGGUGGAUCCAGUAUUAGGAAAAGUUCUCCGUCCCCAUCAGAGAGAGGGCGUGAAGUUCCUGUGGGAGUGCGUGACCGGCAGACGCAUCCCCGGAUCGUACGGCUGCAUCAUGGCUGACGAGAUGGGCCUGGGAAAGACUUUGCAGUGCAUCGCUCUCAUGUGGACCUUGCUGCGCCAAAGUCCCGAUGCUACGCCAGAGAUCGAUAAAGCCAUCGUCGUGUCGCCGUCGAGCCUGGUUCGGAACUGGUACAACGAAGUGGCAAAGUGGCUGGGAGGUCGCCUUUCGCCAUUAGCCAUCGAUGGCGGCUCGAAGGAGGAGAUCGAUAGGAAGCUAGUUAACUUCACCUCCCAGCGUGGAUCGAGGGCACCCACACCCAUCCUGAUCAUUUCCUACGAGACGUUCCGACUUCACGCCAACGUCCUGCACAGAGGGAAAGCUGGACUGGUGAUCUGUGACGAGGGUCACCGACUGAAGAAUGCCGACAACCAGACCUACCAAGCUCUGAAUGCAAUGGACGCCCAGCGGAGGGUGCUGAUCUCAGGCACACCCAUCCAGAACGACCUCCUGGAGUACUUCAGUCUGGUCCACUUUGUAAACGCCGGAAUCCUGGGCACCGCCCAGGAGUUUAAGAAGCGCUUCGAGCUGCCCAUCCUGAAGGGGAGAGAUGCAGACGCCAGCAACCGAGACCGGCAGGAAGGAGAGGAGAAACUGAAGGAGCUCAUUGGCAUCGUCAACAGGUUCUGCUCCCAUUUGAUCCUGUCCUCUGGUCUAGGUAAGAUGCUGGUUCUGGACUACAUCCUGGCGGUGACCAAAUCCACCACCAGUGAUAAGGUGGUUCUGGUGUCCAACUACACCCAAACCCUGGACCUGUUUGAGAAGCUGUGCCGCUUUAGAAGGUACCUCUACGUCCGACUGGACGGAACCAUGUCCAUCAAGAAAAGGGCCAAGGUGGUGGAGACCUUCAACAGUCCACAUAACCCCGAGUUCAUCUUCAUGCUGAGCAGCAAGGCAGGGGGGUGUGGCCUCAAUCUGAUCGGCGCCAACCGCCUGGUCAUGUUUGACCCCGACUGGAACCCAGCCAACGACGAGCAGGCCAUGGCCCGGGUGUGGAGAGACGGCCAGAAGAAGACCUGCUACGUCUACAGACUGAUCUCUACGGGGACCAUCGAGGAGAAGAUCCUGCAGAGACAGGCCCAUAAGAAAGCGCUGAGCAGCUGCGUGGUGGACGAGGAGCAGGACGUGGAGCGCCACUUUUCCCUGGGACAGCUCCGCGAACUCUUCACCCUCAGCGAGGAAACCCACAGCGACACGCACGACAAGUUUCACUGCCGCCGCUGCGUCAACGGCAGAGAGGUCCGGCCGCCUCCGGAAGGAACCGACUGCACCAGUGACCUCUCCCAGUGGAACCACUGCUCUGACAAGAAGGGACUGAGAGACCAGGUGCUGAAGGCGUCCUGGGACAGCGCCGUCUCCUUUGUCUUCCAUCAGCGCUCCCAUGAGAACCAGAAGGGCGUGGCAUAAAUAGGCUCCGCCCACUCUGCUCUAAAGCUGCUGUAGAUAGUUUUAUUUAUUGUAUUAUAGCCUCUUUUUUUCCUGUUGUUUAUUAAAAAGUGGUGAAAAUGAA
This is a messenger RNA of Cyprinodon variegatus (sheepshead minnow), 2126 nucleotides long. It is a transcript of the gene rad54l, whose product is annotated as RAD54-like (S. cerevisiae). Bases 101 to 2023 code for a protein of 640 amino acids. Gene Ontology annotation, molecular function: ATP-dependent chromatin remodeler activity; DNA translocase activity; ATP binding. The transcript is spliced from 15 exons. Gene Ontology annotation, biological process: reciprocal meiotic recombination; double-strand break repair via synthesis-dependent strand annealing. The record is from RefSeq and is a predicted model, not a curated record. NCBI's taxonomy places the organism in Eukaryota, Metazoa, Chordata, Actinopteri, Cyprinodontiformes, Cyprinodontidae. Gene Ontology annotation, cellular component: nucleus.